CGCGGCAACACGAUGACAUCUCAUGUGAUCAUGUUAUAUUUCGGAUUUCUAAUCUUCUGGAAUACUGCUCAGAUGACGGAGCUGAAAUUAUCGUCAUCUGUUCGUCAAGAGAGUGGUAUUCUAUCAUUUAAAACUGGGGACGAGCUUACUUUGAAAUGUUUCCAUGGGAGUAAUGUUGACACAAGAUUUUACUGGUACAAGCAAACUGUGGGACAGAAACCAAGGCUUAUCUCAACCUACUACAAGUACGAACCAAAUGGAACAUUUCACGAUGAAUUCAAGAAUCCACGUUUCGCAUUGGAUACGGAAAAAGGACAAAAUCACCUGAAGAUAAGAGAUGUGAACAUUUCAGACUCAGCCACUUACUACUGCGCAAAUAGCCAUUCUUACCAGUUUGAAUUCAGGGAGGGAAUUACAGUCGAUGUAAAAGAUUCAGAUUUGAGCAUCUCGUUUUUAGUCCACCAGUCAGCAUCUGAGAUCAUCCAGCCGGGAGACUCUGUGACUCUGAACUGUACAGUACACACUGGCAGCUGUGAUGGAGAACACAGUGUUUACUGGUUCAAAAACUCUGAAGACUCUCUUCCAGGACUCAUUUACACCCGUGGAGGCAGUCAGUGUGAGAGGAAACCCAACACACAAACACACACCUGUGAAUACAACCUGCCAAAAAGCGUGAAUCUUUCUCAUGCUGGGACCUAUUACUGUCCUGUUGCCACAUGUGGACACAUACUGUUUGGAAACGGGACCAAGCUGAACUUUGAAGAUAAGGUGGAUUUUCUUAUCUUGGUGUAUUCCUUGAGUGGAGCUUUGGCAUUCACUCUCAUUGUGAUUGUCUUACUGGUUUUCUUACUGUGCAUGAUGAGCAAGAGAAACAGCUGCAAAUGUACAGAGUCUCAUGCAAGUGUUCCAGCUCCCUCCACAACAAAUGCAGAGGGUGACCAAAAUGAAGUGAACAUCCAUUACUCAACUGUAAAGGAACAUAAGGUCAACCGAUCCAGGAGACAAAGGAACACCACCAAGACUGAAUGCGUGUACUCAAGUAUUAAGUAGUCCAACUGUACAUGUUUUAUAUUUGUUGCUGUUCAAAAAGACAAAUAAAAGGUCUUCUAAUGGUUUCAAAGCAAGCCCAAAAAUUGGACUGGAUGAACUUGUUUUUUAAUCUAACAUUAGAGGAGGGACAUACAAUUUUA
Notothenia coriiceps (black rockcod) is the source of this 1190-nucleotide messenger RNA. RefSeq lists its product as uncharacterized. The transcript has 5 exons. Gene Ontology annotation, biological process: response to bacterium. The record is from RefSeq and is a predicted model, not a curated record. NCBI's taxonomy places the organism in Eukaryota, Metazoa, Chordata, Actinopteri, Perciformes, Nototheniidae. Bases 13 to 1050 code for a protein of 345 amino acids.